Messenger RNA from Lampris incognitus (smalleye Pacific opah), 2281 nucleotides. RefSeq names its product sialidase-4-like. Lineage: Eukaryota; Metazoa; Chordata; Actinopteri; Lampriformes; Lampridae. Gene Ontology annotation, molecular function: exo-alpha-sialidase activity. Bases 158 to 1291 code for a protein of 377 amino acids. The record is from RefSeq and is a predicted model, not a curated record. The transcript has 2 exons. Gene Ontology annotation, biological process: ganglioside catabolic process; oligosaccharide catabolic process. Gene Ontology annotation, cellular component: membrane; lysosome; cytoplasm.
AGGGCAUGUCAUGGCUCACUCGCUAUGAUUUUGGUUGCAUUUUCGUAAGACCGGUUAACAGAUAGUCAGCGAGUGCUGUACAAGUGAAAAGCUGUUCUGAUUGUUUUUUCGAAGAGAGAGGACAGACAGAUUUAGUCUGAAAGUAAACGGUGCAGCCAUGGGUACCAAAAGCAGUCGAAAAGUGUACAGAAUUCCUGCUCUCCUCUGUCAGAUGGAGGAAAACACUCUCCUGGCUUUCGCAGAGAGGCGGAAGACUCUCGCAGACGAAAGCACAGAAGCGCUGGUCAUGAAGAGAGGAACCCUGAUGAAAGCUGGAUUUAACAAGGUCACCAUUGAGUGGUCAAAACUGGAGGAGGUGAAAAAGGCACGACUAACUGGAUACCGUCCAAUGAACCCGUGCCCAGUGUAUGAGAAAAAAACCAAAACUCUGUUCCUCUUUUUCAUCUGUGUCGAGGGAACUGUCUCGGAGGACGACCAGAGGCGCUCGGGCAACAACAAGACCCGUCUCUGCUACAUCAAGAGCCGUAAUGAUGGCCAAGAUUGGGAAGAGGUGCAGGACUUGACCGACCAUCUGCAUGAUGUUAUCAAGGACUGGACGACUUUUGCUGUGGGGCCUGGCCAUGGUAUCCAGCUCAGUAGUGGUAGAUUGAUCAUACCGGCGUACGCUUAUAGUCCCUGCAUUCCGUUGCACUCGCAGUCAUUUGCGCUGUGUGUGUAUAGUGAUGACUCUGGAGAAACAUGGCAAGUUGGCAAUCGGCUUCAAAAUAGGUCGCUGGAAUGUGAAAUGGCAGAGGUGUUGGAUGACGCAGGGCUGAGCCAUGUUUACUGCAAUGCGCGCAAUGCGGGGGGGUAUCGAAUAGAGGCUCAGAGUGAGAACGACGGAGAGGAUUUCACAAUUCCCGAUCCUGCUGACAAACUUGUUGAAACAGGACAAAUAGGUUGUCAGGGAAGUGUGAUUGCCGUUCCUGCACAAGGUGAAUCUGAGAAUGCAAACGGUGCCCCGUCCCAGAGCAAUGAAACUUGGCUGCUCUUCACCCAUCCAACCAGUAAUUCGAAAAGGACCAAUUUAGGAGCAUAUGUAAACCAUUCCCCACUAAAAUCAGGUGAAUGGAGCAGUCCCCGAGUCAUUAACUACGGGCCCAGCGGUUAUUCAGACCUGGCUUUGAUUGGCGAUGGUCAGAUUGCCUGUCUAAUGGAGUGCGGGCAGAAAAAUGAAUAUGAGCAGAUUGCGUGCGUGGUCUUGAGCUACAGGGAUUUCACCAAACUUGAAAAAUCUGUGGUUUUUAGUUGAUGUCACAGCAACUGUUUCAAUCACCGUGUCCCUCCCUAAUCAGCUCGCGUGGGAAAUGUUGCUUGUAAGCAAGUCUUUUAUGGAUACAAUGUAAUUGUAACUGAUGUAUCAUCAAUUAGCAGCAAAGGUAAAUAUACUCAGGUUCUCCAUUGAUAAAUGAAAUCUAAAUCUACUCGUCCGACUACAAUGCUGCAAAAAACAAGUUUAUUCAAGUGUGCUAUUAGCAUGCUUCUUUUUAAACUAGAAAUAAGUGAGUAUGCUCACAUCUGGGUAGCGGAGCGGUCUACUCCGCCGCCUGCCAGCAUUCUGCGCCUGUAACGCGGUGAAUAGCCAAUCAGAGGAGCCUGUGGGCGUGCCAGCAUUCUGCGCCUGUAACGCGGUGAAUAGCCAAUCAGAGGAGCCUGUGGGCGUGCCAGCAUUCUGCGCCUGUAACGCGGUGAAUAGCCAAUCAGAAGAACCUGUGGGCGUGCCAGCAUUCUGCACCUGUAACGCGGUGAAUAGCCAAUCAGAGGAGCCUGUGGGCGUGCCAGCAUUCUGCGCCUGUAACGCGGUGAAUAGCCAAUCAGAAGAGCCUGUGGGCGUGCCAGCAUUCUGCACCUGUAACGCGGUGAAUAGCCAAUCAGAGGAGCCUGUGGGCGUGCCAGCAUUCUGCGCCUGUAACGCGGUGAAUAGCCAAUCAGAAGAGCCUGUGGGCGUGCCAGCAUUCUGCACCUGUAACGCGGUGAAUAGCCAAUCAGAGGAGCCUGUGGGCGUGUCAGUACGUUUGGAGGGGAAAAUGAAGAAGCCCAUGAAGUCGCCGUAUCGAAUCCCGGUCUUAACCUUGCUCACUCCGGAUUAAAUCAACGAUGUUUGAGUUAUCAUUUCAAUAAUAAUAUUUUUAUAUGUGCGGCUUUGUUUAGAAGUAUUUAAUUUGUUUAGAUUAUUCCAUUUUAAAGAUGAAAGUGAAUCAAUUAUGUAUGUCACAUAGUCAAGUUGAUGCAAAGCAAGACA